AGCCUUACAAAUAGAGACACUAAAUCUAAAUCUUGGGAUAGGGUUAUGGUGCUUUGAUAUUUAUUAAAUACAUCUAUUAGCAGAUUAGAGCUGCACUGCAGGUUCCAGCCAUUUCCCUUUUCUGGUUUCCAUUUCUUGAUGGUUGACUGGCUUUGUGAUGGGAAUGGAGUCUCAGCACUGCAAAAGCAGAUGACCCCAAAAUAAACUUUGCCCAAGGCUCACGACACUGUAGUGUUUCGAAGUAAAUUGAAAGCCAUGAACCGUAGCCCCGUUGGCCCUAUCAUGUGAUAACUAGGUAUUUAUGUAGUUUCAGAACUUGUGAUUAAAUGUUACAUGUUACAAGUGGCCAACGUGUCUAGGGGUAAAAAGUGAAGUAAAGAAAAGAAACACAAUAAAAAAAAAUCUGAGAUAAUACGCAAAGGAAGCUCUGAGGGCAUAUGCCAUGGAUGAGAUGUAACUGAAGACAUUUUUUGGACAUACAAUGGAGUUAUAAACGGAUAUACAUGCAGAUUCUAAUUAGAGAAUUGUGUUAAAAACAUUCUGAAGGCUCCUGCAUCACACUGAACUGUACCUCCACUCUCUAGAAUACACCAAGCACAACAAUAAAGUGAGUUCUACAGGCAAACACGGAGUGGAAUUCUUCUCAUAUCAGAAAAAUAUACACUAGUGGAAGUCAGCCCUGUUUGGUAAGAAUAAAAAUGAUUAUUAAUGCCAAAUACAAAUCUCCAGAGUGAAAGAGAGAGAAAGAAAGACAUGAUAGAGACAGAGGUAAAUGAACAAUCUUCUCCCAAUCUCCCAGAGUUACAUACCCUACCAUAGGAAAUGGUAUCACCCUGUGAAUACUAUAUGCACAUUGUGCAUGUACAGUGUGUGCUCCAGGUCAUACACAAGUGUGUGUAUCUUUAAAAUCAGCUACUUUUCCUCACUGCAGUCCAUCCCCAGGGCAGUAUGCAGCUUGAAUGCAGAAUCAUACAGUACUGAAUUUUUGCAGUGCAAACCUGCCAUCUUAUAAAGAAUCACAGGAGCACAACAAACUGACCAAAAGAGUGCAAGAAGGCAAGAGAGGGUAAGAGAGGGUAAGGUUGGAUAUUAAUGCACAAAUAAAUGCACCAAAAAAAAUCCACAGCUUGAGGCAAAAUGUGUCAGCAGUACAUAUGCACUUCCACUGAAGGACAAAAGGGGGAGUAAGAGCAUAAGCCUGUGCCUCAUCUGCUUGCUACAAUGCAGCGGAACAAAGAUUGAGCCAGAAACAGCAGCAGGAGAGAGAGAGGGAGGGAGGGAGUGUUGAGAGGGAUAAGAGAGAAUUUCAGGGAGAAUGAAAAUGCUGUUGCCGUGGGGAUGCACUUUUUCCUUGCCAGAACAAUCCUCCAACCGCUCGAGCCAGACGCCUGGGCAGCCAACAAGGGGAUGAGCUCUCCAAAACUGCUCUCAGCUAAGGACACUCGUCUCAGCUCCAUACAAUACAGAUACUUUCCAGAUCAAUGCAGCGUCAUAGCAGGGGAGGAGAAGGUCUCUCUCGCUCUCAUUCAAGAGAACAAGAGAGCACGCUUGAACACAACUGACAGCUUUCUGCAGUGCACAAGCCUUUAACGGAUUAUUACCGCUACCUACAAUCUGGUACCCUCUGUAUAACAUUUAUCGAGGAAUUCGACGGAUUGCAGUGAGAACAUGUGAAGAAGAGUGCAGCUGCCGCCAUAUGCGAAUGUAGAGCUACAUCAAGGGGGAAAAAAAUAACCUAAUGACUGCAGUGCAUGUCUCAGCCUUUUUAACUGGACUCUAUGCAGGCAAAUGGAUAAGCAGAUACAGGAGAACAUCAGCAACUGGAGAAAAAUAAGUGGGAAAAAAAUGCAGGGAAAACAAGAAGGAGAGAAGUGCAUUUGAAAAGACUGGAAUUUUGAUGUUUCUUGAUUUUACCUGCUUCUUCACCCCCUCCCUUGUUUUAGUGCAUGUAGGCAUUCACGAUGGAGAUUUAGAAGAGGCAUUUAGUAAUGGCAUCAAAUGACACUUUCCAAGGACAACCAUCUGCAGACAGUGUUAAGAAGCAAAGCGCAUGCGUCUGAGCAAAACUGGAAUGUUAUCGUAGCAUAAAGCUUUAUUGCUUCGUUUGUGGAUUUAUUCGUAACCAUUUUGUUGCUCAUCUUUUUUCGAUAAAAAAAAACUGGCAGAAGAUUUUUCCUUUGGAUUCAGGAAUAAAAACAUGCACCUAUGUGAUAAAAAUUGGACCAGUAAAUUCAACGAGCCUCCUCCCCUCCCCAAGACCAUGUUGAAAUAUGAUUGUGCCACAACAUGAGUGUCCUGGAGCGUGUAGCUGCACAUCGAGUCAGGAAAGCUACCCUGCUCUUUGUCAUCUUUCUCAUGGUGCAAGCACAUGUUGAGGUGGCAGAGGGUGCACUGGGGACUCAGGGUUGCCCCCCGACCUGCUCCUGCAGUAACCAGCUCAGCAAGGUGGUGUGUACCCGCCGUGGCCUCACUCAUGUGCCCCCUGGCAUUCCCACCAACACAAGACAUCUUAAUCUAAUGGAGAACGCCAUUGAGGCAGUGCAGGCUGACACUUUUCGCCAUCUCCAUCACCUGGAGGUGCUACAGUUAGGACGCAAUGCUAUCAGACAAAUUGAAGUGGGAGCUUUCAAUGGGCUGACCAACCUGAAUACGCUGGAGCUCUUUGAUAACCGACUGACUGUAGUGCCUAGUGGGGCCUUUGAAUAUCUGUCUAAGCUGAGGGAACUGUGGCUCAGAAACAACCCAAUUGAAAGCAUCCCAUCUUAUGCCUUUAAUCGAGUGCCCUCUCUCAUGCGACUGGACCUGGGGGAGCUGCGAAAGCUUGAGUACAUUUCUGAUGGGGCCUUUGAAGGUCUGGUCAACCUCAAGUACCUCAACUUGGGUAUGUGCAACAUCAAAGGGGAGAUUCCCAACUUAAACUCACUGCUAGUGCUAGAGGAGCUAGAGAUCUCGGAGAACUUUUACCCUGUGAUUAAACCCAGCUACUUCAGAGGACUGACUUCACUUAAAAAGCUUUGGAUCAUGAACUCUAAAAUAGGUUUAAUUGAACGUAAUGCAUUUGAUGGCCUGUCAUCACUGGUGGACCUAAACUUAGCCCAUAACAACCUGAGUUCUCUACCCUAUGACCUCUUUUCACCACUGAAAUACCUGAUGGAGCUGCACCUCCACCAUAAUCCCUGGAACUGCGACUGUGACUCACUGUGGCUAGCACGCUGGCUUAAUCAGUACAUUCGCACAAAUUUAACCUGUUGUGGCAGAUGCCAUUCACCAGCACACAUGAGAGGCCGUCAGCUGGUGGAUGUUGACAAAGGAGACACAGAUACAAUGCAGUGUUCUGCACCCUUCAUUUCUGAUGCUCCCAGAGACCUCAAUAUUUCGGCUGAUCGAGUAGCGGAAUUUCGAUGUCGGACAGCAUCCAUGUCAUCAGUACAGUGGUUUUUACCCAAUGGAACUAUACUGACACAUGCAACGAACCAUCUGCGCAUAACAGUGGUUAGUGAUGGGACUCUAAACUUCUCAAAUGUGCUGGUCAGUGACACAGGCACGUACACCUGCAUGGUGUCCAACGCAGCUGGAAAAUCCAAUGCGUCCGCUUAUUUAAAUGUGAGUGCAGCAGAACUCAACACAUCCAACCUCAGCUUCCACUUCACCACAGUAGAAGUUCUUGACCCAAUGAACAACAUGCCCAAACCUUGGACCACUACAGAAGCACAUCAAAGCACCACAACCACUACUUCACCUUCAGUGUUUCAACCAGUUUUUAUCUCAACACCAACCGUUGUCCUCAAAAGCACCAAUAUACCACCAAGCCGAAUGCCAGCCAUGUCCACAUCAAAAGUGUCGACAGGGAAGCCAUCCAAACCUGCUAGUACCAGUCUGGAUGAGGUGAUGAAGACUACCAAGAUCAUUAUCGGCUGCUUUCUGGCUGUAACUCUCCUGGCAGCAGUCAUGCUAAUUGUGUUCUAUAAACUGCGGAAGCGGCAUCAGCAAAGAAGCACAGUUUCAGCGGCGAGGAGCGUAGAGAUCAUUCCUGUAGAUAAAGAAGACCUACCACCACCUGCCUCUGCUGCUAGUAUGUCUGGGGAGGUCACAGUGAAACUCCCAAUGAAAAGAGACCAUAAAGACAUUCAGAAAUUAGACUACAUCCCCCACAAAUUAGACUACAGCUACCACACACCUGAACUUAAAUCCGAUUACGGCAUCCACAAACCCAAAUCUCACUUCGGCACCUGCAAAACCAAAUCAGACGACAUGACUGACGUUCUAAAGACAGACUACACUAAACACAUGUCCAAAUUUGAUUACAACACACUUGCACUAGUCGACUAUAGUUCCCACAAACCUUUUACAAACAGCCAACACAAGUCACUCCCUGAUUACCACAUACACAAAAAACAUGAGCAGACUGCAUACAAACCUGGAUAUAGCACUUAUAAGCCUGACUACAAAUCUCCAACAGUCAAACUGGACUUUAGCCCUUACAAAUCUGAUUACAAUAUUCACAAACACGAGAUGGACUACAGUAUGCACAAGCCUAAAUCAGAUUACUUUCCAAACAAACCUUCUAUCAACUACAGCCCCUUGAAAACGGAUUGCAGCCAUUUUAAACCAGACUACAGUGGAUUUAAGUCAGAAUACAGCCCGUUUAAACUAGAAUACUUUAGUCACAAGCAAGAAUUGAGCCCUCAAAAACCUGAAAUGGAUUACAGACCCAAUGAGAAAAAAUAUAACACUCAGAACUCAUACAAGCCUUGGGGACAUGCUAACAAAUGGACAGAAAACUGCCGCACUGGAAAUUCGCUCCCACGGACUUUACCCAGUGUCAGCACUAUGCCUGAGCCCUUCAUCAUAAAAUCACACAACAAGGACAAAGUACAAGAGACUCAAAUCUAACCCUCAUGGAAAACCACACACACACACACACACACACACACACACACACACACACACACACACACACACACACACACACACACACACA
Silurus meridionalis is the source of this 4981-nucleotide messenger RNA. RefSeq names its product leucine rich repeat containing 4.1 (gene lrrc4.1). Gene Ontology annotation, biological process: excitatory synapse assembly; modulation of chemical synaptic transmission; postsynaptic density protein 95 clustering. Gene Ontology annotation, molecular function: protein binding. Bases 2287 to 4893 code for a protein of 868 amino acids. Gene Ontology annotation, cellular component: postsynaptic density membrane; glutamatergic synapse; plasma membrane. The transcript is spliced from 3 exons. NCBI's taxonomy places the organism in Eukaryota, Metazoa, Chordata, Actinopteri, Siluriformes, Siluridae. The record is from RefSeq and is a predicted model, not a curated record.